Molecule: messenger RNA, 1761 nt
Organism: Lactuca sativa (garden lettuce)
Lineage: Eukaryota; Viridiplantae; Streptophyta; Magnoliopsida; Asterales; Asteraceae
Product: beta-1,6-galactosyltransferase GALT29A
Molecular function (GO): sialyltransferase activity
Source: RefSeq, a predicted model, not a curated record
CCAUCACUUUCUCUAUUGCAAUUCUGACAAAUGACAAUCAAUCUUUCCAAGAAAAAAUAAUGGAAAGAUAGUGACAAUUAAGCAGCUAAUCACACCCUUUAACCCCAAAUCCCCAACUAAAAUAUUCAGGUAAAAACACACCUUUGAUGAUCUAUCUACUUCAUAUCGCCUGGUUUUUGCCCCCUAUUUCUGCUACAUCUUCUACCUUCAUUUCCCACUUGCUAGAUUCUCCAAAUCUUCGAAUUCUCCGAUCCAAUCUCAAUCAUCCGUAUGUGGGUUGGUGAAUGUUGUGCAAUUUGGCGAUUCUUGAAACAAUGAAGAGAAAUAAGAGAGGUAUGAUUUACUUAAAGUCGAUUUGUUACAAGAUAUGACCGCCAUUAGAGCUUCUUCCGCUCCAGAUCUGUGUGAAUUCAUCGUUGACUAAAAGGGAAACAGAGGGUUAACGGUUAAUGAUGAAGGCGUCAGUGCGUCCGAUAUUCAGCGCUGUGUUUCUCGUUGCCGCCGCCGCCACUCUCUGCUUUCGAAUCAUGGUUUCCGGCGGCGUUGGUGGCGGGGAGUUCCUUUCCUGGAACUACGUCGGGGAAGCUCAGAAGCUUACACCGGUCUUUAAUGAGACAUUGUUAAGGUUCGCUACGAUUGACCUAGCUGAAGAUUCAUUGAGACAAGAUGUCGAACAGUUGGUGGACGGUAAUUUCCGAAACAUGGAUGGUAGUCGCCAACGUUCGUUUCUCUGGUCAGGUCGCCACCGUAUCGAUAUUCGAGCUAGGUCUGCAAGGGGUGUCCCUGUACUUCUCCGUUCACCGGAGUUCUACAGGCUCUGGUUGGAUUUCCGGCGAUAUUUGCAAACCUGGUGGCGCAACCGCCGCUUCCAGUCUGAUGUAAUGUCAGAUAUGGUAAAUACAGUAAAGAUUCUCAACACCGGUGUAAAUGCAACUGCUCGGAAGUCAGGAUUGAAGUACAAAACUUGUGCUGUAGUGGGUAACAGUGGGAUCUUGCUGAAAUCCGAUCUUGGGAGCUUAAUCGAUAGUCAUGAUUUUGUCAUCCGAUUAAACAACGCAAGAACAGGUGGAUUCGAACCCAAUGUAGGUUCCAAAACAAGUCUUUCAUUCGUCAACAGCAACAUCCUGCAUUUAUGUGCUCGAAGAGAAGGUUGUUUUUGUCACCCAUAUGGAGAAAAAGUCCCGAUCAUGAUGUACAUGUGUCAGAUGAUCCAUUUUCUUGAUUACGUUGUCUGCAACUCCUCCCACAAAUCGCCAUUAAUGAUCACAGACCCACGAUUUGACAUCUUAUGUGCAAGAAUCGUGAAGUAUUAUUCAGCUUCAAGGUUUGUGAAAGAAACAAGGAAGCCAUUAGCGACAUGGGCUGAUUCCCAUGAUGGAUCUAACUUCCAUUAUUCUUCAGGUAUGCAAGCUGUUAUGUUAGCUGUAGGGAUCUGUGAAAAAGUUAGUAUUUUUGGAUUUGGGAAAUCUGAAUCGGCUAAGCAUCAUUAUCAUACUAAUCAAAAAGGGGAGCUUCAUCUGCAUGAUUAUGAAGCUGAAUAUGAUUUGUAUCAGGAUCUUGUUGAGAGACCUAAGGCGAUUCCUUUUGUUUCAGAUAAGUUCAUGUUUCCUACUGUUGUUAUACAUAGAUAGAUGACACGUUUCUAUACACAUGUUAAGAUUGAAUUUUUCUUUUUUGUGAAAUUGUUGAUGUAAGUGUCCCUUAAGGAAUCAUUGAUACUAGAAAUAGAAUGUUAAUGGAAAAAUAUAAGAUGAAAAGUAA